AUGGAUAAGUACGAUGAUCUGGGUUUGGAAGCCAGCAAGUUCAUUGAAGACCUCAACAUGUACGAGGCCUCCAAGGAUGGACUUUUUCGGGUGGACAAAGGUGCCGGCAAUAACCCCGAGUUUGAGGAGACCAGGAGGGUCUUCGCCACUAAGAUGGCCAAGAUCCACCUCCAGCAGCAGCAGCAGCAGCAGGAGGAGAUGCUCAUGGCCGCCCUGAAUGGAGGGGCUGCCUUCAGUGCCCCCCGGCCCAGCCCUGCCAAGCCGCCCCCAGCCUCCCUCGUUUCCAGGCCGUACGAAGGGGAUCGUGGCUUUGGAGAGAGCGGGACGCGUGCUGAAGCCCCGGUGAACCAAGCCAGGUGCCAGAGCUGGGAUUCGGAGCCCGACAGGAUCCCCAGGGGUGGGUCCUCACGCGGGGAGCAGCAGGCUAGGAGCACCGCUGACGUCCAGGCCUGCCAUGGUGGGCAGGAGAAUGGCAGUGAAGGCAGGAGGAGUGGUCGUGACCCUAUACCGACUGGACAGAAGUCCUCAUCCUUUUCGCACGCCCGGACGCCCCCGGCACCCUCAGCGGGGUCAGAGAAAGGGACACUGGGGACCCAGCAAAGGUCUUCCUCCUUCUCAGCUCCUUCGGUGCAGCCUGCGUGUGGGGUUUCAGGCUCCACUGAGCCCUGCAGGCCCAGGGCUGAAGGAGAGGGCAACCAGCUGUGGUACCAGGACGUCCCACCGUCUUUCUCCACCAGCUCCAAGCCCACAGCCCCGAGCGUGGACUACCAGCACACCACUGCCUAUCCCAGCCCUGCCAGCCACUUCGUGGCCCGUGGUCAAAGCCACCGACCCAACGGCCCCGAGUCGGGCUCUUCACACCCGGCCUCGCGUGGGCUGGCGGCCCCCGAUCCUCCACAGCCGCUUUUCCAGGAAGGUGUGAGUGGCCCAUGGUCGGAUGCCAGGCACCCAGAGAGCUCCAGCGCAGCAAAGGUGAAGCUGCCCUGCCAGACCCUCCUUCCACAGCCUGAGCAGGGGCCAUCAGCAGCCGAGCUGAAGCUGGAGGCGCUGACCCAGCGCCUGGAGCAGGAGAUGGAUGCUCGGCCGAAGGCCGAUUACUUCGGUACCUGCGUGAAGUGCAGCAAGGGAGUGUAUGGAGCAAACCAGGCUUGCCAGGCCAUGGGCAACCUCUACCACGAUGGCUGCUUCACCUGUGGAGCCUGCAGUAGAAAGCUGAGAGGAAAAGCCUUUUAUUUUGUCAAUGGCAAGGUGUUCUGUGAAGAAGACUUCCUGUACUCUGGUUUCCAGCAGUCAGCUGACAGGUGUUUCAUUUGUGGUCAUUUGAUAAUGGACAUGAUUCUACAGGCUUUAGGGAAAUCCUAUCACCCAGGCUGCUUCCGCUGCGUGGUCUGCAACGAGUGUCUGGACGGAGUGCCCUUCACUGUGGACUCUGAGAACAAGAUCUACUGCGUCAGGGAUUACCACAAAGUCUUAGCUCCAAAGUGUGCAGCCUGUGGACUUCCCAUUUUGCCCUCUGAGGGCUCUGAUGAGACCAUUCGGGUUGUGUCCAUGGACAAGGACUACCAUGUGGAAUGUUACCACUGUGAGGACUGCGGGAUGGAGCUGAACGACGAGGACGGGCACCGCUGCUACCCGCUGGAUGAGCACUUGCUCUGUCACUCCUGUCACCUGAAACACAUCGAGAAUGGCACAGCCCCAGCAGCUGCCUACCAGCACCACUACUAG
Molecule: messenger RNA, 1725 nt
Organism: Indicator indicator
Lineage: Eukaryota; Metazoa; Chordata; Aves; Piciformes; Indicatoridae
Gene: LIMD1
Product: LIM domain containing 1
Exons: 8
Coding region: 1-1725 (574 amino acids)
Biological process (GO): response to hypoxia; cytoskeleton organization; regulation of DNA-templated transcription
Cellular component (GO): adherens junction; transcription regulator complex; nucleus
Molecular function (GO): transcription corepressor activity
Source: RefSeq, a predicted model, not a curated record